Eutrema salsugineum is the source of this 627-nucleotide messenger RNA. RefSeq names its product auxin-responsive protein SAUR71. Lineage: Eukaryota; Viridiplantae; Streptophyta; Magnoliopsida; Brassicales; Brassicaceae. Gene Ontology annotation, biological process: response to auxin. Bases 91 to 627 code for a protein of 178 amino acids. The record is from RefSeq and is a predicted model, not a curated record. The transcript has a single exon.
UAAAUCAAAAAAAAAAAAGGUCAAAUGAAACUUGCCUGACCCACAACACACUUUCUUCUGAUUCUUGAUUCUUGAAUCUGAUCUCCGCAUAUGGAGAAUCCGAUAAUGAAGACAUGGAGAAAAAUGAAGUCUUUUAAGCAUACGAGCUCUUCGACCAACGCCUCGAUCAAGAAGAGCAAGUCUUGGAAUGGCUCUGUUCUUGUCGAGGACGCUAAGAACAACGAAUCGAAAGUAAAGAUCAAGAGAGAUUCUCCGCCUCCACAUGGGUGUUUCACGGUAUACGUGGGUCCCACGGAACAGAGGAUCGUGGUGAAGACAAAACUGUUGAACCAUCCUUUGUUCAAGAACUUGCUAGAAGACGCAGAGAACGAGUACGGAUAUAGACGCGAUGGACCCAUUGUUCUUCCUUGCGAGGUUGACUUUUUCUUCAAGGUUUUGGCUGAUAUGAAGUCUAGUGAUGGUCAUGGUGAUGAUUAUGAUGACGAUGAUGAUGGUUCGGUUAGUUCUCCGAUUUGCGGGUUGGGCAGUCCGUAUCGAUGUGGUGGUACCGAGUCUAUGGCUAUGAGACGGAACGGCUCAUACAAGCUCCUUCGAACUCCCUCUUUUUUCAAGUUGAAUAGACUUUGA